This is a messenger RNA of Xyrichtys novacula (pearly razorfish), 3624 nucleotides long. Lineage: Eukaryota; Metazoa; Chordata; Actinopteri; Labriformes; Labridae. The record is from the annotation of a GenBank genome assembly.
AUGGCAAAACGAACAAGCAGCAACACACCCUCUCGCCAAGCCAAAGUCAAAAAGAAAUGCAGGUCUUUUAAAAUGGAAUGGCUGUCGAAGUAUGUGGAAACAGAAGAACAAGCGGUGAAACUGGGUGACAUUUUUUCUUUUUCGAGUGAGACAGGUCUCCUCUGCAAAACAUGCAACGAAGCCAAAUUAGCAAGCAAAUUUUCGGAGGGAAAAAAGUGGAGUGAAUGGAAGUUGGACUACCUUAAGCGUCACAUUCAGCAUAAAACUCAUUUGAAAGCUGUUGGAAUUGUACGGAGACUCAAAAUGGGACAGGGGAUCGGUACAUUAUUGCUGGAGAGCGCAAAAGACCGUGAGAAAAGGAAUGAGCUGUCACACAAAACAAAAUCGGACCCAGUUCAAGUUAAAGUUCUCAUUGACAACAUUUUACUUGCCAUCAAAAUGAAUGCAUCAAUGCUGUCUGUUCAACAAAUCCAUGAUCACAUGGCGAAGUAUGUGAGUAUACCUGAAAGCUGGCGAAGCAAAAACUAUGCUUUUGAAUUUGUUAACUCAAUCAAUGAGAUAGUGCAGAAUGAAACUAUACACAGUGUUAAAAAUGCACCUUGGCAUACCCUGAUAAUAGAUGAGAGCACAGACAUAAUAGUACACAAAAUGCUUGUCAUAUAUAUUAAAUACAGGGAGGAAAAUGAUGUCAACUAUAAAACUGUGUUUGGUGGCAUCAUCCAGCUGGCAGCAUGCAGUGCUCAGGAUAUUGUGCAAGCAAUAACUCAGUUUUACACCAAACAUGGACUGGACAUGCAGAGAAUUGUGAUGCUGGCCUCUGUAAUGCUAGGAAAACACAACGGAGUUGCGGCUUUGUUAAAGCGCCAAAUACCACACCUAACUGAACAACAUUGUGUGGCCCAUAGAGAGGACUUGGGCAUUGAUGAUCCCUGGAAAGAUGUACCAUUGAUGCGAGAUGUGGAAACUCUUCUUAGAACUGUAUAUUCCACUUUCUCUCGGUCCAGCGUGAAGAGGAGCAAAAUGGAGGACCUCGCCAAGGUCCUUGAUGAAGAUACAUAAUCAUUCAGGCCUCUGAACGAAGUGCGAUGGCUGUCGCGGCACCAAGCUGUGAAUGCUGUUCUGAGGAACUACACUGUGCUUGAAGAAUUCUGCAAAAGAGAGUUCACUGAUAAUAGAGAUCCAGUGGCAAAGUACUGCUACAAAAAACUGAGUGAUUCAAAGUUCAAGGUUACUGUCACUGCUCUGGGAGAUGUUUUGGGUGAGCUAGCACAACUCUGCCUCUCUUUACAAAGACGCAACCUGACUGUGAUGGAAGGGCACUGCUUUGCUAGAGCAAAGAUUGAGAAGCUGCGUUCCCAGUACUUGAAGGAAAAGGAUGUACAGUGGAGUGACCGUGUCAAAGAGGCAAUGGAGACCUCAACAGCUGAUGGCAGAAAUACUGGCGAGAUUACUGCUUUUAUUGGUAAGCUCUGUGAUCACAUGGAUGCUCGUUUCCCAGAGUAUGAAUUAAAGGAGUGGUCUGCAUUUGACAUUGAAGCAUUGAGCUCUGACAUCAGUUUUGAUUAUGGAUCAGCAGACAUUGCCACUCUGGCAAAAAAGUAUGAGGCCAUUCUCCACCACCCACAGUCUUUGGAGGCCAUUAACAGCCAAUAUGCUGAGUUCAAGUACAUAAUGAAGCAAAAACUUAAACAGGGGUCAAUCAGCACAUUCUCAGAUAUGGUGACUGCAGCACUGAGAUGUGAGGAGCUCAAGGAGAUCUCACAGCUUGUGGAUAUUUGUGCUACGUUCCAAGCUUCCAGUGCAGAUUGUGAAAGAGGAUUUAGCUUAAUGAAUCAUAUCAAAACAGCAUCCAGAAAUCGUCUUGAAGUGGCACAUUUGGACCAGCUGAUGCGCAUUAAGUCAAGGCAAGAAGCAGAUGGAGCCAUCAACCUGGACAAAGUGUACAACCAUUGGAGAAGUGAGAAGGACAGACGUGAAAAAUAAAGUAAAAUUCAAGUCAGAUUUGGCUAUAUACUAGUGACAAGAUUUUUUUAAUUUAUGGAUAUUAGUCAUUAAAGGUUGUUACUACUAGAUGAUUUAUGGGUAGUAGAAAUGCUAAUAAAAAUGUGUUCUUAGAUAUUAUACAGUUACAGAGUUACAGGAAUUUACCAUGUAACACAAGCUACAGUACAAAUGUCAUUGUGCAAAAUGUGAGUUUUUUUAAUAUGAACAAAAUGUUAUGUCUGAAAGGAAUGUCUAAUUUUUUCCAGAGCAGGACCCUCACCCAGGCCAAAGCAGGACUCUUCCUCCUCCCAUGGCCAAAAAAGGACUCUUCUCAUGACCAAAGCAGGACUUUUCCCCCUCCCAUGGCCAAAAAAGGACUCUUCUCAUGACCAAAGCAGGACUCUUCCUCUUCUCAUGACCAAAGCAGGACUCUUCCUCUUCUCAUGGCCAAAAGCAGGACUCUUCUCAUGGCAAAAACAGGACUCUUCUCAUGGCAAAAAAAGGACUCUCACAUAUAAAAUACUGCACAUUUCAUGUACAAAAUUUUUGUCUUUUCAUUUUAAGUGGGCCAAAUCACUUUUAUUAAAAGUAAAUAAAUUUAAAUUGCUGCUGUAAUCUGAUUAUUUUAAUAAGCCAAGUAAGUGUUAUGAUUCCAAUUAUUGUACAGGUGUGCUACUGGUGUGUGGUCACAGCGUGCGCAUUUGAUGGUGCUCACAAUGAUCUUCAGUGUGCUCAGGAAGCUUGUGUGUUUGCCCAGACACAUGGAAAAUUAGAGGGAACAUUGUCUCUGUCAUGUUUCAAAUGUUACACUCUGCAUAUUAAAUGCAAAAGAGGUAAAAGAUUGUUUUAGAGACACAUUGGUAAACUACUGUUUAAUAUCACACCCCUAUAAAUUUGAGUUUGCAUUUUACUGUCAUCAUAAGUUAAACGUGUUUCUUACCUCCUGUUGAAGCCAGAGCACGCAAUUCUCUGAGCUUCUCCUUUUACAGGAAUGGGUUGACUCUUCUGUGCAGAUUUAAAGAAGAAAUAAGAAAGCAUUGGUUAGUAUACAAGAAACUGUCAAAUAAGUUUCAGACUGACGACUUUAAAUAGCCCAGAAGACAUAAAAAAUCUCUUAUAGAAAUUUCUCACAAUAACAUGAGCUUUUCUGCUUGUAAGCACGAAGAGUCUUGGACAUGGUGGGCCGGACUUUCAUGUGAUGUCAAUGCAUCACUUUUAAGAUAACCAUCCGAACGUCUAGACCAGUGGUCUCCAUAUGGCGGACCGCGGUCCACUUCCGGACCGGGAAAGAGUCCAAUACGGACCCGAGCCUACCGCAGAAAAAUGUAUGUUUUUUUCUCUCUUGUAGGCCUGCACGAUAUACGUGCGUGCGAUAGUCACAUCGCAGAGCCUGCGAUGUCGGAGGUGAAUGAACUCAGUUAAUUUCAAGGGUAGCUGACUGAGACACACUGCAUGUGACUCUGCAUGUGCUGUGCAGCGAUCCACCAAUCACCUUUGUCCUUUUCUCAGUUGCCAAUCAGACUACCCUGCCAGCUGUCAAUCAAAAUCAGAGAGGAGGAAACCCACCCCUGCACAUGUUCUGCACAUGGAGUGAGACGCGUGUCCGCUGAGAAUUACUUUCGGAACUUUACUGACUGUUAA